Acaulospora morrowiae is the source of this 468-nucleotide messenger RNA. The record is from the annotation of a GenBank genome assembly. NCBI's taxonomy places the organism in Eukaryota, Fungi, Glomeromycota, Glomeromycetes, Diversisporales, Acaulosporaceae.
UACCUAAUUCGAUGGGGAAUCGAAAAUACAAAUUCCAUUUUAGUUUAUGAUUCAACAAAAUGGACACCACAGAAUUUCUUGGACCUAAAAAAUACUUUGCAUAAUUGUAUUUCUUACAUUCGAUUUUUUCAAAUGACACCUGGCGACUAUACAAAAGUUAGAGCUCAUUUUAAGGAUAUCUUACCAGAUGGUCUAGAUGAUGAAGUUAUUCGAUAUUUUUUGGAUCCUAAUUUUAGACCCUCAACAAAAAUCUUACCAUUAAGAAAAUACCCAUUCGAAUCAAACAUCAUUAAUGCCAAAGAUGCAGGACUAAUUGCAAGUUGGAUUGUUAAACGAAAGACGCCAUAUUCAUUUAGAAAUCUACCUUUGAAGUUUAAGCUUAUUUAUCGAGCUAGUAGUGAGGGUUUUGGGAUCGAACGUUUCCAUAGAAAUUGUGAUAAUAAGGGACCAACACUUGUCGUCAUUAAA